AUGGCGGCGCCCACGAUGGAGGAGAGGAAGGCGUGCUGGGGAGCCCGGGACGAGUUCUGGCAGUGCCUGGACAGCCACGGCGAUGACGCCGCCAAGUGCGAGAAGCUGCGCCGCGCCUUCGAGUCGCGCUGCCCGCAGCAGUGGGUUAAACACUUUGACAAAAGAAGAGACUUCUUAAAAUAUAAAAAAAAGCUUGAAACAGAAGGGUAUCGUCCUCCAGAAGCUGCUGGAAAGUCUUAAGAACUCUGCUUUCAAAAUUAAUAGUAACUACAGGAGGAGGAAGCGAUUGGAAGCAACAGAAGCUGCUUGAGUGCAAGAACUGCUCACAUGGCUGUCUCCCUGAAAUACAGACUGCUCUUCUUGGUGCCAGGUCUCAUGUGUGAUGAAAAAAUGUGAUCGUGGACAGCUUUUUUAUAAGUCAAAGAAAUAUGGUGCAGCGUUGUUCACAAAUCUAAGGGUUUGAAUGUAUAAUUAGUAAAAUUAUUUCACAGGAACAAAUUAUUAUUUAAUACUCCAAUGUACAUAUUCUAAAGAGAAAUGAAAUUGUUUUUCAGUAAAUGAACCAGCUUUUUCCUAAAAUAAAAAAGUCCAUUCCAACUUGCCUUUUUUGUCAAAAGCAGUGGGUUGUAUAAUACAAUUURUAUUUGUCACUUACCACGUAUUUCUAAGUAUUUUAAAUAUAGUUUAAGUCAGACAUCAGUUUACAGAACAGUGGUUACUAGAAAACCUAAAGCACCCGCUGCAUGUGAUGUGUAAUUUAUCUGUUAGAAAAUGAGUAUGCUUAUUUUUUAUAAGCAACAGGAAUUUUUACACUGGUGGUAAAUUUUCAGUCAAUAUUUCUGCUAGAAGUAUGACAGUUGUUGAUCAUCAUUUUCACAUGGCCUUUGCUGUGAUUUAUUGCCUUACUGAUGCAGCUUCAUUUAAAGGUACAGACUGUUGCAGCAGGAUUAGUAAACUUUACUGUAGAAGUCCCUUGAACAAAGGGUAGCAUUUCAGGUAAUUAUGUAAGAGAAGUUGCCUUAAAAAAUUAUAAUCUAGUAUAUCUAGAUGCUGGAAUCAUUCAAUAUUUUGGCUAAAGACACAACUUCAAUUUCAAGCACAGUUACCACAACUGAAGUAACUGCAAUAAAAAUCCUGUGUUUUGAGUUUG
Messenger RNA from Malurus melanocephalus (red-backed fairy wren), 1150 nucleotides. RefSeq names its product cytochrome c oxidase assembly factor 6 homolog. The transcript has 2 exons. Gene Ontology annotation, biological process: respiratory chain complex IV assembly. Lineage: Eukaryota; Metazoa; Chordata; Aves; Passeriformes; Maluridae. Gene Ontology annotation, cellular component: respiratory chain complex IV; mitochondrion. The record is from RefSeq and is a predicted model, not a curated record. Bases 1 to 240 code for a protein of 79 amino acids.